Messenger RNA from Acanthosepion pharaonis, 816 nucleotides. The record is from the annotation of a GenBank genome assembly. NCBI's taxonomy places the organism in Eukaryota, Metazoa, Mollusca, Cephalopoda, Sepiida, Sepiidae.
AUGCUAUCUAUAUAUUUGGUUUUCUUAUCUAUCUAUCUAUCUAUCUAUCUAUCUGUCUGUCUGUCUGUCUGUCUGUUCAUAUCUAUCUAUCUGUCUGUCUGUUCAUAUCUAUCUAUCUGUCUGUCUGUACAUAUCUAUCUAUUAUUCUUUGUCUGUCUUCUGCUCAUAUCUAUCUAUCUAUUUAUUUAUCUAUCUAUCUAUUUAUCUCUAUUCAAAUCUAUUCUUCAUUAUCUAUCUAUCUAUCUAUCCCACUUUGUGCAUAUCUAUCUAUCUAUCUAUUUGCAUGACUCUUUUAGUAUCUAUCUAUCUAUCUAUCUAUCUAUCUCUGUUCAUAUAUACCUGUUUAUUUUUCUUUAUCUGUCUCUCUCUCUCACUCUGUUAAUAUCUACCUAUCAAUUUUUCUCAAUCUGUUCAUAUCUAUCUAUCUAUCUAUCUAUCUAUCUAUCUAUCUAUCUAUCUAUGUUCAUAUCUAUCUCUCUAUCUUCCUGUCUUUCUCAAUCUAUGUAUCUAUCUAUCUGUCUAUCUAUCUAUCUAUCUAUUCUUCUUUAUCUAUUUCUGUUCAUAUAUAUCUUUUUAUUCUUCUUCAUCAAUUUGUCUCUCCCCACCCUCUCUCUCACUCUCAGUCUGUUCAUAUCUAUCUGUCUAUCUAUCUAUCUAUUUAUCUAUCUAUCUAUCUUAUCUCUCUCUAUCCCUAAAUCUAUCUAUCUACAAAGCGCGAUAGGAUCUGUUCUUCUUUUUUGUUAUAUGAAUAUUUUUUUUUCUUUUUUCUAUUUUCUUUCUAAUUUUCUUUCUUCUUUUCUUUCUUUCUUUUCCUAA